AUGUCUUUCUUUUUCACGCUCCUCAUUUUUAUUAUUUGCUUCCAAAUUCAGAAUGAUCCGCUGGUGUCGUCGUCGCAUUUGAAUACACUCAAUGGCCAACAUCUCCAGGUCAUUUGGCCUCGCUGGAAGGGAAACCCCAAAGGACUUACGGGUCCGAUCACCGGUGGCAUAUUUCUCGAUACCUUGGCAGAUCGUUUGAAUUUCACGUACGAGAUGGUGAGAGUCACAGAGAACAGGUUAGAACCACAGGGAAAAGAACGAGGACUUUUUAACUAUUUGUGGAAUCAACAAAGUGACUUGCUAGUCGUAGGAGUGACUCUGUCACUUGCGCGUUCUGAAGUUGUAGAUUUGUCGGUGCCUUGGAUUUUCGAAACUUAUGCUUUUCUCAUCCCAGUUCAAGAUGACACGGCAAACAUCAACGGAGUCGUCAAACCAUUUCAAUGGCCGGUUUGGUUGGGCUUAAUCGUUUCGGUUGUUUGCGUCACUGCCGCUUUGAUUUUAGUGGAUAGACCUUUUAAAAAAACCAGGAGCGCAAACUUGAUCAGGGACCGUGAACACACUGCUAAGAGGAAAAGCGGUCGAGCUGGAAAACAAUAUCUUUAUGUAUUUGGAAAUUUGAUGUCACAAAGUGGUCCCUGUACGUCGAAACGUCUGUCAUUUCGACUGGUCGCUGGCGUUUGGACCCUGGCCGCUUUCAUUUUCGUCCAGGCAUACAAUUCGAUAUUAUUCACCUACGUAGUGUCACCAGUUAAUCAGCCCCUGAUCAAUUCGGUCUAUGACAUUAUUGAGCGUAACGAUGUCCAGCUGCUUACUCGAAAAGGCUCCUCUAUGAAUAUUCUUGUUUCGAAUCCUAACGCGACGCCAAUCUAUAUUAAACUGAAGAAAAAACUGGACACAUUCCCCAAUUCCAGAUGCAAUUUGGUAUCAGAGUGCAUCAAUUUGAUCACACCCGGAUCAAGAAACACCUUUGUCGAUGGGAGAUCUGCACAUCUGGAAACUAUUAAAAAAAAAUUUGAAGAAACCAAAAGAUGCGACCUCCAAUUGGCAAAGGAACCUUUCUUGGGUGGAUAUGCGUCAUUUGCACUGCAGAAAAACAGCCGCUACACCGACACUAUUAACAAGGGAGUGUUGGAGCUUCUACAAACGGGAAUAAUCGAUAAAUGGGACAGGUCAUUCCACCCAAUGCCUCGUCAAUGUAUGGCCAACGGCAUCAACAGCGGAAAAAAGAGACAAGAAACCAAAAAUUUGUCCAUUUCACUAAAAAAUUUGACUGGAGCCUUUGUCGUUUAUUUUGUAGGAUUUAGUUUAUCUUGUCUCACUUUUCUUUUUGAGCUUAUCAUUUCUACAGCUCAACGCUAAAAGUUUUAGCAAUAACAGCUAAAGAACCUUACACGAUCUCAUGGUAUUAUCGAUUGAGCCUGUCGAUGAAGUCGACCUCUCUGUCAGCGAUAAUUAACUUAUUUCUUAUUGAUUGACUGAUUGAUGCGCAUUUAUAGACUAUAAAUAUUAAACUAGUUUGCUACAUGGUUUAGUUUUUAGUAUAGCUAUUGGCUGUUGAGUAUUUGCGCAAAUA
Messenger RNA from Daphnia pulex (common water flea), 1573 nucleotides. RefSeq names its product ionotropic receptor 93a-like. Gene Ontology annotation, cellular component: membrane. Gene Ontology annotation, molecular function: ligand-gated monoatomic ion channel activity. Bases 1 to 1359 code for a protein of 452 amino acids. The transcript is spliced from 9 exons. Lineage: Eukaryota; Metazoa; Arthropoda; Branchiopoda; Diplostraca; Daphniidae. The record is from RefSeq and is a predicted model, not a curated record.